AUGCAAAACAUCCGAGAUGCAACGGUUGUCCUAACCGACAGCAACAGCUGGACAGCCUGGUAUCGCCAAUUCAAAAUGAAAUGCGAAUCGCUAAGAAACUGGUCACUAGCAGAUCCCAAGAGCACUAUGGAACCAAAGCCAAGACCAAUACUUCCGCUCCCGCCGAUCAUUGCGGACUACGAGUCGAUCGCGACGAACACGCCAAUGACAAGCACAGCAUCAAGCUCCCGAACGCGCGGAAACACACAGCCAUCACGACGAGACAAGUCCAUUGUGGCAAUCGUGCCAACGCGAGUUUCUGAUCUAUCCCCAGAUGGUCAAGAGGAAUACAAGGACGAUCGGGAGGAUUACAAGCUGCGUCUGGAAGCCUACAAGCUCCAGGAGAAAGAGUAUCAGGAGGAACAGCCAAAAUAUGAGAAGCUGAUCAACCAUAUCCUAGCUACUGUGUCCCCUCACCUGCACCUGAGCUGCUAUGACUCAGGAAAGACAGUCCGGGAAUGGAACGAACGCGCGCGAGAACGAUACCACGCCGCGCUCAGACUUAUAAGAACACCAAACAACUGGGAGACUUGGUUGAUGGAAUACGACCAAGCAGCCACUCGAGUGGAGACCCUCGAAGUUGGUGAAGUACACAAUACCGAAGAUGUGACGAUUGACUUCCUAGGCGCUGUCUCGAAGGUGGCCCCUAUUUGGGUAGCCAUUUUCUCCGGUCCCGGGUACGACAGAACGACCAUGAAUUGGAGGAAGAUGAUGAAACUCUUCCGAGGUCACAUGAGCCAAUCCUACCCUGUCAAGGGCAAGCAGAAGAGCGCCUUCGCUGCAGGAGAAGCAUCAUAUCUCGCCGGCGGUGCAACCGCCCAGGAUACACAGAGGGACGCCUCUGAUGUAUUGCAAAGAGCGCCAUCCGCCCCUCCACAGGGCACCCUGGGAAAACCUAGGUUCAAAAGAAAACGCGAUGGUCAAGCGACCAAAUCCAAGCAGUCCCGAACAGGGACCACAGCGGCAGCUGGAGACGAGUGUCCUGCUUGUGGACAGCGCCACAAUCUUGCAGAUUGCUACUAUGCAUACCCUGAAAAGGCACCUGAAUGGUUCAAACCAAAUAGGAGCAUCACAAGCCUAGCGAUGAACGACCUUAACCCAGACAGGAAAAGAGCACGUCUCAAAAGCUCGUCACGAUCGAACACACCUCGAAUCAAAAUGUCGAAAACGCCGGACAUAUCAACAGAAUGA
Molecule: messenger RNA, 1230 nt
Organism: Boeremia exigua
Lineage: Eukaryota; Fungi; Ascomycota; Dothideomycetes; Pleosporales; Didymellaceae
Exons: 3
Coding region: 1-1230 (409 amino acids)
Source: RefSeq, a predicted model, not a curated record